CCAGCAGGGGCGCGCUAACAGCUAGCUGUUUAACAACCGCUUGGAACGCGGCGGCUAAGCUAACUGAGCUAACGUAGUUUAUCGGUGAUUAUCAGCUCCGAAAUCAUUUUUUUUAUUAUCAACGGAAGUCUAACUUUACUGUGGUUGGGCAUCAGAAGGACACACACGAAGUCUCUGUGAAUUGUGAACAUUUUGUUCGGUUUGCGGCGGUAAACGCUCCUGGGAUUGCUAACGGCUAACCGAACUCAGCUGGCGACGGAUUAACGCGUUUAUCUUAAAAAGGCGGGUCCAUUCCACCGGUUCCGGACGCCAGGAGGAGAAGUCUGUUCGGGUUCAGUGAGGAGGAUGAAGGUGAAGAUCCGUCAGUGGAACGGGGUGGCCUCCUGGUUGUGGGUGGCCAACGAUGAAAACUGCGGGAUCUGCAGGAUGCCGUUCAACGGCUGCUGCCCGGACUGUAAAGUGCCCGGAGACGACUGCCCGCUGGUCUGGGGUCAGUGCUCCCACUGUUUCCACAUGCACUGCAUCCUGAAGUGGCUGAACUCGCAGCAGGUCCAGCAGCAGUGUCCCAUGUGCCGGCAGGAGUGGAAGUUCAAGGAGUGACCCCGUGUUCCCAACUAUCUCACUUUGACGCCGGAGUUUUUGCAUUUUCUCCUGGAUUU
This is a messenger RNA of Nematolebias whitei (Rio pearlfish), 659 nucleotides long. RefSeq names its product APC11 anaphase promoting complex subunit 11 homolog (yeast) (gene anapc11). The coding region runs from base 346 to 600 and encodes 84 amino acids. Gene Ontology annotation, biological process: protein ubiquitination; anaphase-promoting complex-dependent catabolic process; positive regulation of mitotic metaphase/anaphase transition. NCBI's taxonomy places the organism in Eukaryota, Metazoa, Chordata, Actinopteri, Cyprinodontiformes, Rivulidae. The transcript has 2 exons. The record is from RefSeq and is a predicted model, not a curated record. Gene Ontology annotation, cellular component: anaphase-promoting complex; nucleus. Gene Ontology annotation, molecular function: ubiquitin protein ligase activity; cullin family protein binding; zinc ion binding.